AUGCGAGAAUUGGCAGCAAAUUCAAUGGAGAAGUUAGCUUCAUGUGAAGGUGUACACCAAGGUUCUGUACUUAACACUGUUCUAUGCAUAACAGUUGUUGAGAUGAAAGUACGAGGCGAUUAUCUUUAUAAACAGAUCACAUGGUGCUCAUUACCGAACAGCAACAUCAGAAUUUUGAAACCUGGAGUCUUAUUUUUGAGAUUAAGUUUAAACAACAAAGUAGUGUCUCUCGUAGGAGUAGUGUUACAGUUGUGGAGCCAAGAAGAUGGCCGCCCAAUAUUCAACAAAAUUAUGAUCCGGGGAAGUUUUCAACAGAUUUUAUUGUGCUUUGAUGAUGUUAGUGUAAGAAGAAAAAAGAGAAAUGAUAAAUUGGUAUUUGAAAUGUCGAAUCAUAAUUUGCAAGAUGGAUAUGUUCCAAGUUCAUGCAUGACAGUUGAUGAACAAUCAGUUUCAUUCGGAGGGCGCUGCCCAUUCCAGAUAUUCAUUCCUUCAAAACCAUGGAAAUAUGGAAUUAAAAUUUGGGCAAUGUGCGAAAGUGAAACAUCUCAUGCCUGGAAAAUGCAAAUCUACACUGGAAAAGACCCAGUAAAAGUUAGAGAGACAAGUCAAGGUUCAGGAGUUGUUGAAGACCUAGUAAAAGAACUUGAAAAUACUGGUUGCAAUAUAAUUUGUGAUAAUUUUUUUACAAGUCUAGGAUUGGCUCGAAAGCUGUUUAGCGAGAAAACUCUUUCAGCUGGAACAAUUAGAAAGAAAAGAGUUGAACUUCCAAGUACUUUCACAAAUGGAUAA
Octopus bimaculoides (California two-spot octopus) is the source of this 789-nucleotide messenger RNA. RefSeq lists its product as uncharacterized. The record is from RefSeq and is a predicted model, not a curated record. NCBI's taxonomy places the organism in Eukaryota, Metazoa, Mollusca, Cephalopoda, Octopoda, Octopodidae.